GACGUCUCCAACGCACUCAUCCCCCGAAAUUCCUCGCCUCGCGCCCAAAGCACGACUCAAAAAUUUCCCCAUCUCCCCCCGCGCACUCUCCCAAAUCCUCCCCUUUAAACCCACCUCAAAUCCUCUCCUACGCCGCACCGAAUUCGAGACCUCCAAUUCCCUCGUAGCAGCAGCACCAGUAGAGUCUCCUUCCUCUCCGGCGGCGAUGUCUGGGCGCGGCAAGGGCGGCAAGGGGCUGGGCAAGGGCGGCGCCAAGCGGCACCGCAAGGUGCUCCGCGACAACAUCCAAGGGAUCACGAAGCCGGCGAUCCGGAGGCUUGCGAGGAGGGGCGGCGUGAAGCGCAUCUCCGGGCUCAUCUACGAGGAGACCCGCGGCGUGCUCAAGAUCUUCCUCGAGAACGUCAUCCGCGACGCCGUCACCUACACUGAGCACGCCCGUCGAAAAACCGUCACCGCCAUGGACGUCGUCUACGCCCUCAAGCGCCAGGGCCGCACCCUCUACGGGUUCGGCGGCUAAGCGCGCCCUCUCCAUCUGGGGGUGGGCCUAGUACUGGUGGCGUUUCUCCUUUGGGUUCCCUGUUCUGUGCUUUCCAUUCUGUGGGAAGGUACCAGAUUCCUAGAUCUAUGUUUCGAUCUGGUGUUUGGUGGUCCAUGUGAUGUCGUGUAGUAGUACAAAGAGUUCAACUCCUAGUUGUAUCUUAGUUGUUUCCCUUGCAGAAAUGAAAUGAUAACUACGAUUACCUAGCAAUUCUUGCGGUUCUUGCUCCCGAUCUUGGAGCUGCUGUGGCCUUUAUUUUUGGUAUGAAUCCUUUAUUGGC
Molecule: messenger RNA, 818 nt
Organism: Zea mays
Lineage: Eukaryota; Viridiplantae; Streptophyta; Magnoliopsida; Poales; Poaceae
Product: histone H4
Cellular component (GO): nucleosome
Molecular function (GO): protein heterodimerization activity; structural constituent of chromatin; DNA binding
Source: RefSeq, marked validated